AGCGUUGAUGAUUGUCUUUAGCCUCACUGGAAAAGUCCCUGAGCUGCUGCUAAAAAUGAUCAAAGCGAAAAAGCUCAAACAGCCCCGCCAGAAGAGGCGCCAAAAUGGUUGUUCUGCAUAAUAGUAGGUAAUGUACUUGGCGAGAUGGGAUAGGAAGUGAGGAGAGUGGCCGUUGCGAAAGAAACUCAGUCGAUUGAUUGCUUUUAAUUGGAAUGCCCCUUCUACCUCCUUUUUUUCUCGACCCUUUAUCUCCUACAUUCCUGUGGUUUGAUAAACUCUUUAACGUGCUCUAUCUUGAAGCUGUAGGUGGUUCAUUCGGUGCGACAGUGGCGCCCUCGGUAUCUUAUCAUCCUUGUAACAAUCGCCGCCACCCAAGCAACUUGACGUUAACAGGGUCGUCGUAUCUCCGUCGGCAACUCUGCUCAAUUCUUUCUUUUGUUUUCUUUCUCCUAAUUUCUUGAGCUUCUACUUUUUGCGCGAUUAGUCUGCCGUCUAGGCAAGGCUCUUAUAAAAUGAAUUCGGCUACAGCGACGAGUAUAGAAACCUCGAAUGGUUCGGCCUCUGUCUCCCGGCGCAGCGGCCACGACGUCACACAGAACAAACCCAACAAUCGCACCAACGGAAACGGUAACGGAACUGCCACGACGACAACCCCAAAGAAGCCUGGCCAGAAGUACAGGCACGUAGCUGCGGUCCACAAACAGACGAGGCCUUCAUGUCUGAGUCACGAUUCCGAUGCUGCUCCAAGCUUUAUUGGGUUCCGUAACCUCAUGGUCAUUGUGCUUGUUGUUGGAAACUUGCGAUUGAUGCUUGAGAACAUCCAAAAGUAUGGAGUACUGAUCUGCGUGAGGUGUCAUGAUUACAGCCGUCAAGAUAUUUACUUGGGUCUACUCCUUUACUUCCUCAUCCCAUGCCAUCUCCUCGCCGCCUACUUGAUUGAGCUGGCUGCUGCUCAGCAGGCUCGAGGAUCUCUCAAGCGUGUCAAUGAUUCACCUUCUGGUGGCCCCUCAGAGCAGGAGCGCAAGAGGUUUCAUAAGACCUGGGUUGUUGUCGCAUGGGCUCACCUUUUCAACAUUACUCUUGCCCUUGUUCUCACCACUUGGGUCGUAUACUUCAAGAUCCACCAUCCUCUCAUUGGUACCUUGACCGAGAUGCAUGCCAUUGCUGUUUGGCUCAAGACUGCAUCAUAUGCCUUCACCAACCGUGACUUGAGGCAUGCCUACCUGCAUCCUGUGGAAGGAGAACGCGAACUGGUGCCUGAGCUGUACACGCAAUGCCCGUAUCCCCAGAACAUCACCUUCAGCAACCUGGUAUACUUCUGGUGGGCACCCACACUCGUAUACCAGCCCGUGUAUCCUCGCACAGACAAAAUCAGAUGGGUCUUUGUGGCCAAGCGAGUUGGAGAAAUUUUUGGCCUCAGUGUGUUCAUGUGGGUUGCGAGUGCUCAGUAUGCUGCACCUGUCCUUCGAAACUCGCUCGACAAGAUUGCCUCCCUUGACCUCAUGUCUAUUCUGGAACGGCUACUUAAGCUUUCGACCAUUUCCCUAGUCAUCUGGCUUGCCGGUUUCUUCGCACUCUUCCAGUCGUUCCUUAACGCCCUAGCCGAGGUUUUGAGGUUUGGCGACAGGUCAUUCUAUGACGAUUGGUGGAACAGCGAGAGCUUAGGAGCAUACUGGCGCACGUGGAACAAGCCUGUUUACACGUAUUUCAAGCGUCAUCUGUACAUGCCCAUGAUCGGGCGUGGUUGGAGUCCUCAAGCUGCCAGCUUUGUAGUCUUCUUGGUAUCGGCUAUUCUUCACGAGAUCCUUGUCGGUGUCCCUACACAUAACAUCAUUGGCGUUGCUUUCCUGGGCAUGUUCCUUCAACUGCCACUUAUUGCAUUGACCAAGCCUCUUGAAAACAUGAAGCUUGGGCACACUGGCAAAAUAGUUGGCAACACUAUUUUUUGGGUAUCAUUCACCAUAUUUGGACAACCCUUUGCAGCACUGAUGUACUUCUACGCCUGGCAAGCAAAGUAUGGAAGUGUCAGCAAACAGAUGACGACAGUAUCGAGUUAAAGUGCCUUGGCUACGGACAAAGUUUCUGGAUACUGUUUGGUAUUGCUCAGCUAGCAUAUUUACCGUAUUGGCCCGAUACAUAUUUGAUAAAUUAUUAUUAAGAAGUCGUUCGCCUAUCUUCGUACAUACUAGAUUUUACCAUCUUGAAGACUGGCAUUAGGGAUGCAUUAACAUGGCGAAGUGCGAGGGCAUUCAUUCACCUCAACCGUCAGAUUCUGUUUUCUAAAAUUUAUGUUGAUGAAUUGUAGGCAUAAACUUGGCCUAGUAGGCCUUAUGACAGUAGCCCCAAGACUUGGUCCUAUUGCAAGUAAUCUGAAAAGCAUUUCUAGUCUUGGCUGUAUUUACAUGCGCCUAUGGCUAGAUCGCUCCCCUCUUCUCUCACAUCUUCUAAGCGAUGAAAGGAAUCUUUGUUCCCACUCUCUUCCGAUAUUGGACAUAAUCAUCUUGGAAGAACUCAAUCAACUUGGCCUCCUCGUGUUUAAUUCGCUUGCUGAAGAACAUCCAGAGAACAGCCGCAUAGGCAAAGAAGCACAGAACGUUGCCCAUUACUAGCUGUGUUCCCAAUCCCCAGUAAAAGAAUCCAAAGUAACUUGGGUGGCGGAAGAUUGAGUAGAUGCCUGAAGUCACCAACUCGUGGGAAUCCUUCUUCCUGGUCUGAACAUGAUGGUUGAAACUGGCUCCAGCUUGCAACAUGGCCACUGAGCGGACAUACUGUCCGACGGUGACCAUGACAAGGCCGAGGAGCAGAAGAAUAGGACCGGUGCCAUAGGGUGCCCAGUGUCGAUUAGGGAAGAAAAGGUUAAUGAUGGCACAUUCGAUAAACGCAGCUGAAUGGGCGAUGGCGUAUGCUGGCCAGUUUGCCGUCAAGAGAAAACUUCCAAUGCUAGCCACAAGUGUGUUCUUCUCAGCCGUAGUCCAAAACUCGAGAAAGUGAAAAGCUGAGAGUGCAAACAGGAAGAAUGGAACACGCCAGACAGGGCUAGAGGUCAAAAAUAGGAUAGCCCCCAUGGAGAUAGCACUACAAGCCAAGGUGAUACCGAGGCAGAAAGCUCGAAGAGCGAUACCGGAGAGUGACUUGGGCUGGCCUGCAAAGUAGGGCUUCAGGAUCAUGAGUUCGUCCAGAGAGCGAGUGUUGCCGGAGAAGGAGUCAUGAUGAGCAGGCGAUGCUCGAUGGUGAGCAGCUGAAGGGCUGAAGUUGACAGGUCUAGCGCCCGCGUUUUGCGUGGUUUCAGGCAUGGCUUUCUUUGAUGAAAAGUCAGAAAAUAGUCUAUAUGAUCUCAUGAGGUCUUCAGGGGUUGGUAUAAAGCUUGAUGAAAGAUUAGAUGACGAGAUGAACGUACAAAUUCUGAGAAGAAUCGUGAAAAGAGAAAGGGCCGAAAGGCUGUCUUUGGCACUGAAAUAAAGAAAUGAAAAGUUAUUACUCAGAAGGCGUGUUGGCCCUCGUCCCCGAAUGGCGUCUGCAGUCUUGGAUUGUGAGGCAGAGAACAAUAUCAAGAUUGUUGGCCUUAGC
Molecule: messenger RNA, 3567 nt
Organism: Fusarium odoratissimum NRRL 54006
Lineage: Eukaryota; Fungi; Ascomycota; Sordariomycetes; Hypocreales; Nectriaceae
Product: diacylglycerol O-acyltransferase
Exons: 4
Coding region: 513-2057 (514 amino acids)
Biological process (GO): triglyceride biosynthetic process
Cellular component (GO): endoplasmic reticulum membrane
Molecular function (GO): diacylglycerol O-acyltransferase activity
Source: RefSeq, a predicted model, not a curated record